AUGCAAGACACUUGGAAUGUGGUCUACAAGGAUAUACCUCACACGGUCACCAUUGAUGGGCCAGUUAUGGCUUUAGCUACCCAGCAGCUAUCAGAGUGGCACAACGGUGUUGGCACUACUGCCAUCACAGUACUUACACACUUCAUGUCAUCACAGGACAAUGUGGAGACUGAUGAGGAUCGCAAAAAUUUUGUGAAAAACUUACAUCUCAAGUUAGCUUUCUUGUAUGGGACUGUCACCAAGGACGGCAAAUUCAAGCAGCCUUUUCAAUCUGAACUCCUCAUUCAAGUUCUCAUACAGCAUGGGGACACAUGUGUCAGUGAACUGAAAGUCAACAGCAAAGGAAAGGCCAUCAAGGUCCCACACACCAUGAACAAAGCCUCAGGCAAGCCCAGUAGCGCUCUCAAGGCGUUUUCAGACACAAACUACAGUGAGGUGACCAGGGGGUACAUGAAGUCUAUCAACCACCUCCAAGAGUCGGUCAUCUGGGACAUCUGGGAGUGCACCAAGGACAUUGCUGCAAAGAGGUGUGGUGCACCCGCCACUCUCAACAGCAAGGAUUCUGACGAUGAGCGUGCACUCAUCUACAACGACUGGUAG
Messenger RNA from Suillus subaureus, 600 nucleotides. RefSeq lists its product as uncharacterized. NCBI's taxonomy places the organism in Eukaryota, Fungi, Basidiomycota, Agaricomycetes, Boletales, Suillaceae. The transcript is spliced from 3 exons. The record is from RefSeq and is a predicted model, not a curated record. The coding region runs from base 1 to 600 and encodes 199 amino acids.